Molecule: messenger RNA, 1263 nt
Organism: Vicia villosa (hairy vetch)
Lineage: Eukaryota; Viridiplantae; Streptophyta; Magnoliopsida; Fabales; Fabaceae
Exons: 1
Coding region: 64-1221 (385 amino acids)
Molecular function (GO): protein binding
Source: RefSeq, a predicted model, not a curated record
AACAAGCGAUUUUCUUCAAGAGUGAAGGUGCUGCUCAGAGGGCAUGCGUUUUUAAUCAGCCAGAUGAACACCUUAGUUCCAGCUCGGUGUCAUAUCACAAUUCCUCCUUGGGAUCAACUUUCUUUUGAUGUGCUUGAUGUUAUUUCCCGAAAGCUCGAUUUUGACGACCUCUUUCAAUUUUCUCGUGUCUGCACCAAUUGGAGAGUUUUUCAUAAAUCAAUAGAUAAAUCAAAUUUCUUGACAUCCCAAGAACCAUUACUUGUUGAGUUUUUGAAUUCUCCUCUUAAGGUACCAUAUUCCUUUACUAGCCUACCCAAACAAAAAGUUUAUCCUUUGAACAAGAUGAUGAUCAACAUAUUGAGUUACUCAGAUGACUCCUUCCCUAUCUACGUUGCCUGUUCUAGUGGAUAUUUCAUUCUUAUAGCGGACAAUUCUUCGCUUCUGCUCAUCAAUCCAUUUACAAGAAUAAAAAACAAGGUAAUAUGUCCAUCCACCUUUGAAUUCAGUUUCUCACCUCGACGUAAAUACCAUGCGUUACUUGAUUUUGACAAAUCCUGUGACGAAUUUGUUUUGGUAUUUUUAUUCCUAGAGUCCAACAGUCUCCAUGUCUAUCAAUCUCGAAAUAAUGAGUGGGUUACUUAUUCCACUGACUUUCCCCAUGAUGAUAACAGCCUUAUUGUUGACAACUUUAUUGAUGACUUUGUGGCUUUCAACAAUAUAAUAUAUGUUGUUACUUCAGAGAUCAGGAUAGGGGUACUCAGUUUGAAUUCUCCAAAUAUUGAAUUUUUUAAAAUGGUGAAUUCCCCCAAAUUCGAAUUAGAAUUAGAAUUAGAGUAUUCGAGAUCAUCCUUUAACUUGGUUAAAUCUGAUCAAGAACUUUUACUAGUUCGAUUAAAUCCUGAUAUUACAAGGGGGUCCUACCCUCCCCCAGAUAGAAGAGUUUACAAGAUAGAUUUCAAAACCAUGACUUAUGUCGAACUCGAAACCUUGGGGGACAUUGCAUUAUUUUAUACUUGUUUUAAGAGCUGUAAGGCGUUGAGCAACCCGAAUAAAUGGGGGUACGAGAGCAACUCUGUCUAUGAACUUUGCAGUCAUCCCGGUCAUCAAAAAAAACCCAAUUGUUGUGUUUAUAAUUGGGAUAAAAAAUCCGAGAAAUAUAUUGCACCUCCAAAUCUUAAAACAAAGGGCAGCAGUAUCUUAGACUGGUGUUUUAUAAUAUGAUGUAGAUUAUUCUCUCUAAUUAUUGAGUAAACUUUGUUUGUU